This is a messenger RNA of Dissoconium aciculare CBS 342.82, 2952 nucleotides long. Its product is annotated as DUF1604-domain-containing protein. The transcript has 2 exons. Lineage: Eukaryota; Fungi; Ascomycota; Dothideomycetes; Mycosphaerellales; Dissoconiaceae. Bases 403 to 2694 code for a protein of 763 amino acids. The record is from RefSeq and is a predicted model, not a curated record. Gene Ontology annotation, biological process: mRNA processing. Gene Ontology annotation, cellular component: nucleus. Gene Ontology annotation, molecular function: RNA binding.
UGUCGGAGAGCCCCGCCCGAUUUGACCGAUAAUUGGAGCAGCUCUCAAAGCGAACGGCAUCUCCGCUGAACGGUCCGCACUUCUUCCAUCAUCACUUAGGCAUCUAUGAAUGCUGGAGUGCUGCAUAUCCAUUGUUAUUACAAACUGGAGGGAGAACGUCUCACUCCUUUACUGCUCUUCGUACUUACAUAUUCCAAAUUUCUGUUCCUUCACAGAGAUACAUUUCGACAUCCACGCUUCUGGGACAUUAUCAAAUUUGAAGCUCGCAAAACAGCCGGUUGAGAUAAUGUCGCGAUCAAUCUCAUCAAGUCAACAAUAAGGUAAGCCGGCUCGAACUGUCACUCCCAUAAUAACCCGAACUUUACCAAAUGCUGUCUCGAGUUCAACAGAAGAUCUAAACUCAUGUCAACAAAGCGCUCUAGGGCGGCUUACGAGGCCAACCCGAACGACGCUCCUCCGCCGCAUGCUCCAUACGUCCUCUACGGCACCCCUUUGCCGCCUUACGAACCCAACGCCCGCGACGAUGGCAGUUUUGUGCCCGAGUGGAAGCAAGAAGUGACCGAUGAGCGCGGAAGGAAACGCUUCCAUGGCGCCUUCACGGGAGGUUAUAGUGCUGGCUAUUUCAAUACUGUCGGAUCCAAGGAAGGCUUUGUUCCCAAAACCUUCGUAUCAUCAAGAACAAAUCGAGUGAAAGAUGCUGGACAGCAGCAAACGACCCCGUCUACGCAACGACCUGAGGAUUUCAUGGAUGACGAAGAUCUCGCCGAACACAACGCAUCACAGCGAAUCGAGACAGUCGAUACGUUUGCGGGUCUCGGUGGCCCAGCUGGGAUAUCUGCCAAGUCAUCGAACGACGAAGACAGCGGUCUUUUCGCGCAGGUAUUCCAUACCCCUUCAGCCACCACGACGGAGCGAAAAGGCUACGAGCUGCUACGCCGAAUGAAAUGGCGUCCCGGCCAAGGCAUCGGUGCCAUGGUCCGGCGGCGCGCAGAUGGUGAUCGAACGGGAGAACUGCAUCUGUUUGCACCUCAAGAAGUACCUAUGGUUACAUUCGCGAGAAAGACAGAUCGUCAUGGUAUAGGCUACGGUGAAGUCGGCAGGAUUAAGCUCAUGCCAGUCCAGCAGCCACGGCGCGAGCCUACUAGGCGAAAAUUUGGGCUCGGGGCUGGUGGGGUCAAGGGAGACGAUGAAGACGACCUAGACGAAUUCGGACCGAGGAUCACCAUGCCACGAGCAGUGGGUGGUGCCGACAAGAAGAAGAAGAAGAAGAAGAAAGUUUUGGAAUCCACGAAAGAGGAUGCCUCGAGAUCAUCAAAGCUGCUGGCUCUACCGCGCAAGACAGCCUCAAGAACGUGCCACGAUGGUCGUCCACCGCUACGUGGUUUCAUUCCUGCCCUGCGUCCACUAGUCACAGCAUCUCCCUCGUUACUGGAAGCUUAUGCGCCACCUGCCGUUCCAGCCGGAUGGAUAUCUUCGCAUCAACCUCGCGAUACCACAAUGACGACCACAAUCAACCCAUCAACUAACAAUACCCCUUACCGAUCUACCAAAGAUGUAGCGCGGGCAUCAACACUCGAUCCUCGCGCACGAGCUGCCUUGCUUGGCGAGCAGCUCCUUCCCGGGAAAUCUGUCUUUGAUUUCCUCAGCCCUGCAAAUCGUGCGCGCAUCGUUGCAGCGACUGGAAAUAAUGCUCUACCGGCCGCUGGUAAUGAAGCUCUGCCUAGCACUAGUUCUACCGGCCAGCCAUUAAACGAGCUCGAACGCUUGUGGUCUCUCGUCCCGCCUCUCAGUCGUGCAACUGCUGCGGGUGCCCUAGCACGUGGCGAAAAGGGCUGGAUGCCCUAUGGCGAGGAUGAAGCUAAGCGUUCGCGAUACCGCGCCUUUCUACAGCUGCGUGCCGCGGCGCCGCCUUCGGUGGACGAUCCACCACUCCCACUACCUUUUCGCCCGCCAACGCUCUCUGUCCACGACUGGGCCCAAGAGCUUCGCGAAUUUGCCGCGGCGGCGGAAGUCUUUCGGCCAGCCACCGGUCUUCUCGGGAAACGAUUUACUGCUGCCGUACAGGAUCCGACCGUGGCGCCUCCCACCUCCCAAGACUCAAAGGACGAUCGUGCUGCUGAUUCUGCCUCUGCUAACGACAACGCCGACCCCGCCGAGAAGGCCGCACAGAUGGGCAUGCACGGUGCGCUAACUCGCUCUCGUGCCCGUUUCUACCCCAAUCGUCUGAUCUGUAAACGAUUCGGUGUCCGCCCACCGCCGGACGCUGGGCCUGAAAUGCCGGGCGCUCGCGGUGGCAGUGGUGGCGGCGGCGACGACAACUCCCAUCACAAUUCUUCACGUGCCGAUUUUGAUUCCGGGGAGACAGCCGCCACUGCUGCCGUCGCGCGUCUCGAACUCGUUGGCCGCGCGACCCUGGAGAAGAUCAUGAUUGAGGCAAACCUGAAGAGGAUGGAGGCUCGGAACGCUGUCACGGAGUCAGCUGUAUCAUCAGCAAGUCCAGCUGGUGUUGCUGGAGAAGCUGAUUUAGUCGUUAGGCAUGAUCCUGCGCCGAAGCUCCUGCCGAUGCAUGCAAUCGAUGCGGUAUCGGAGGCUCGGGCGGAGGUCAAUCCCGAGCUGAAUGAGGCUUUGGAGAAGGAGAAACCUGAUGAGGCGUUGUAUCGGGCGAUUUUCGGGCAUAGCGAUGACGAUAAUUGAUAGCGUGAAGUUCAAUGUCAACAGUUGAAUGACAUGCGUAACUCUCACCGUGAGUACGGUCAUUGAUUGUGCCCAAAAUGAACGACUACUAUAAUUCAAGAUGUCAUGUGCUAUCGGUAACGUGUACAUCUCGCACCCAGAUCAACCAAAGGACGACUCGCAUUGUAUCAGCACAUCCACCAGGUGUUCUGUCUGUUAUUUCGAGCACUAGCAGGACUAACAAUAGGUCGUCCCAGUCACACAGUUCUUCAUAGGAAC